UAUAGAAUUAGGAAUUAAACAACUGAUUGUUUUAAGAAAAUUUUUAAUUUCGUUACUUUACAAUAAUAGAGAUUUAUUAAAAUUAUACAUAUAUGUACAUAAUUUUAUCUAUAUACUUUCAGGCUUUAUUGUUGGCAAUGCUGGUUUAUAUGUCACCCUCUUACAAUUUGUUAUUGCCUAUGUAAUCCUAUUAUUUACUGUGGCAUCUGUAUGUGCAAUUUCCACUAAUGGUGCUGUUGAAGGAGGCGGCGUAUAUUUUAUGAUAAGUCGAACAUUGGGUCUGGAAUUUGGUGGUUCUAUUGGCACCCUAUUCUUUUUGGCAAAUGUUGUGGGCUGUGCCAUGGCUAUUUCCGGUUGCGUUGAAGGUAUUAUGAAUAAUUUUGGUCCUGGUGGUUAUUUUGCAUCCGCUGAAGGACUUUUACCGGAUGGUACUUGGUGGCGUUUUCUAUUUUGUACCGUGAUUAAUACACUAAUGCUGUUGGUGUGUCUAAUAGGAGCUUCAUUAUUUGCCAAAACUUCCGUAUUAAUUUUGGGUAUUGUCACGGUCUGUUUAUUAGCCACUUUUAUAAGUUUUUUGGCUGAGGGUCCCAACAAUGACAAGGUAAGUGUUAAUUUAUUGGAUAACUAUUGUUAUUAUUAUUUAAUUUUUUACUUUAAAUUUUUAAAAUAAAAAUAAACAAUUUACA
Molecule: messenger RNA, 686 nt
Organism: Lucilia cuprina (Australian sheep blowfly)
Lineage: Eukaryota; Metazoa; Arthropoda; Insecta; Diptera; Calliphoridae
Product: solute carrier family 12 member 9-like
Exons: 2
Coding region: 260-670 (136 amino acids)
Biological process (GO): potassium ion import across plasma membrane; chloride ion homeostasis; cell volume homeostasis
Cellular component (GO): membrane
Molecular function (GO): potassium:chloride symporter activity
Source: RefSeq, a predicted model, not a curated record